Messenger RNA from Haliaeetus leucocephalus (bald eagle), 3206 nucleotides. RefSeq names its product pantothenate kinase 1 (gene PANK1). Gene Ontology annotation, biological process: coenzyme A biosynthetic process. Gene Ontology annotation, cellular component: nucleus; cytosol. Lineage: Eukaryota; Metazoa; Chordata; Aves; Accipitriformes; Accipitridae. The coding region runs from base 876 to 1952 and encodes 358 amino acids. The transcript is spliced from 11 exons. Gene Ontology annotation, molecular function: ATP binding; pantothenate kinase activity. The record is from RefSeq and is a predicted model, not a curated record.
UCUCGGGCGGCGGCGGGGCAGUGCGAUGGGGGUGGGCUACGAGGGGGUCUUUACUGAGACUUCUGAAUCGCACGCACCCAGAGCCGUCAGGGCCUGUCCCCUCGGCGGCAGCAGGACCUCGACUGCCACGGGAAGGCGCCCUGCCCUCGCCUGCCCGCCCCGCGGCCUGCCCUCGCCUGCCCGCCUCGCCGUCUGCAGUGCCCGGGCUUUGCCGGUCUGGCAGGAAGAUAUAUGACGGGACUGAGAAUGGCUCUCAAAGAGAGGGAAAAAUUAGCUCCUGGGAGCAAACCUGAAAGUUGUUCUCUUCCACUUGUUGGAAGGGAAAACUGAAGAUCUUCUCAGAAUAUUUUGCAAGGGUCUUUCUGUAAUGCCGGCAACAGAUGCUAUAAGGCUGCUAGUGAUGGCUACGUACUUUUCUUCUUUAUUGCUGAAAGGGGCUGAAGCAUUUAGACCGAGUCGGCUGAUCAGGCCAAACAACACAAUAUCAUAUUAGUCAAUAUAACAGCAAAAGUGGUCUCCGUUGGAGAAAAUGUAUUUCAGGCUGGGCAUUGCCCAUCCUGUAGGAAAAACAGAAGGCAGGGAGCUUAAUACACACUAGACAUCUUCCCUGCAUAGAAUGAAGUCAUACUCCAGAAAAGAAGAGCCUGUAUUUGUGCCAUGCAGUCGGACUACAGUGCUCUUUGCAGUCCUUGAGGAGAAAAACAGUCUUCUUCCCUGAAAGUGGACCAGCAGAUGAAAGUUUGUAAGGUAGCAUCACGGUGCAGGUCUGAUCUGAUGAAACCACAACUAAUGCUGAUGCCUGCCUAUGAUGGGAAGAGAACACAGACCACAAACUUGGGAUUUCUGGCCUCUUAUUAGCAUUUCCAUGGUUUGGAAUGGAUAUCGGUGGAACAUUGGUUAAACUGGUCUACUUUGAACCUAAGGACAUUACUGCAGAAGAGGAACAGGAGGAGGUGGAAAACCUGAAAAGCAUUAGAAAAUACUUGACCUCCAAUACAGCCUAUGGUAAAACUGGCAUUCGUGAUGUCCAUCUUGAACUGAAAAAUUUGACUAUGUGUGGACGCAAAGGAAACCUGCACUUCAUCCGUUUUCCCAGCUGUGCCAUGCACAGGUUCAUACAGAUGGGUAGUGAAAAGAACUUCUCCAGUUUGCACACUACACUCUGUGCCACGGGAGGUGGAGCUUACAAGUUUGAAGAGGACUUUAGAACGAUUGCUGAUCUACAACUCCAUAAACUGGAUGAAUUGGACUGUUUGAUUCAGGGCCUCCUUUAUGUUGAUUCUGUCGGUUUCAAUGGCCAACCAGAGUGCUAUUAUUUUGAAAAUCCUACAGAUCCUGAACAGUGCCAGAAAAAGCCUUAUUGCCUUGAUAAUCCAUAUCCUAUGCUGCUGGUUAACAUAGGCUCAGGGGUCAGCAUCCUAGCUGUGUAUUCUAAGGACAACUAUAAGAGAGUCACAGGAUCCAGUCUUGGAGGAGGAACGUUCCUGGGCCUGUGCUGCCUACUGACUGGCUGCGAGACGUUUGAAGAAGCACUAGAAAUGGCUGCGAAAGGAGACAGCACUAAUGUGGAUAAGCUGGUGAAAGAUAUUUACGGAGGAGACUAUGAGCGGUUUGGCCUUCAAGGGUCUGCUGUAGCCUCAAGCUUUGGUCAUAUGAUGAGUAAAGAAAAGAGAGAUUCCAUCAGUAAAGAGGACUUGGCCAGAGCUACUUUGGUCACCAUCACCAACAACAUAGGUUCUAUUGCUCGCAUGUGUGCAUUGAACGAGAACAUCGACAAGGUGGUAUUUGUUGGCAACUUUCUCAGAAUUAAUAUGAUUUCUAUGAAGGUGCUAGCAUAUGCUAUGGAUUAUUGGUCCAAGGGACAGCUGAAAGCUCUGUUUUUGGAACAUGAGGGUUAUUUUGGAGCUGUUGGGGCUCUUUUAGAAUUGCUUAAAAUGACAGAUGAUCAGUGAUGAAGCUGUCUGAAGAGAUUCCUACUGCAGAUGCUGCUGGAUAAGAGUGAGAGCCACUACAAGGAUGGAAAUGAAGCCAUUAUGGUAGUAUUACCUGCUGGAUUUGUAAAUAACUUAAAAUCCUUUUAGCUGAUCUUUAACUUCUGGGUUUUGAGCUUAUACUUCAGAAUUCAUACUGGGAAUAACAAAAGAUUUUUUUUUCUGUACACUGUAUUUUUUAGGGGAAAAAUGUGCAAAGUGGCCAAACAUACAGAUUUUAUGGAUUUAUUUUAAAAAGUGGAUACUGUUUAAUGUAGGACCUGUGAUAUGAGGCAUCUGCUUUUCUUCUGGGGUUUACUGAUUAGUGUGGUAAUUUUAACUUCAUUUAGUAAUCACUCUAGGAGAUUUUUUAUCUUAUUUUCAUGACGUUUCAUGAUUUGUUCUUGGUUUCAAAUGAAACUACAAAGCUGAUGCAUUUUACUGUGAAAACUAGUCAUUGAUUUUUUGCCUUUCCUUUCCUCAUUAGAUGAGACACUUUAUUUAACGUCCCCCUGCCCCCCCCAAAAAAACCCCAACUUUACAAGCUUUCUGUGACUACAUGGGUUUCUUGGCAAGGCUGCGAGAAAACUUGGCGAGGGCAGGGGGUUUAAGAUUGUAAUUUUUCAGUGGUCAUGACUUGCAACAGGAACAGACUGCUAACUGGUUUUGCAGGACUAAUUCUCCUCUAUAUUAAAAAUUUUAAACAAGAUGUGAACUAAAAUUUUAAUUACUGGUUUGACACUAAAAUGAAAUCCUGUUUCUGUUGAAAAUAUCUGAUCUAUAUGAAGAGUUCUGUAGUACAGAUGUUAUUUAUAUGGUACAUACUUGGCAUUAGAUGACAAAGGGAGGAGAUUUGUUUUCACUUAUUUGAAGACUUUUCUGUAGUCUGCAAUUUUUAACUUAAUCUUAAUUGAAAACAACUGAUAACUGCAUUAUUUCAAAGCCCAGUUUCUAAAAUUAAAAAAAUAUCAACUAAUGUAUUUUCUGGUUUUAAGCUAAAUGUUAACUUUCCCUCCAGGACACUAAGGUUUGAAUGUUUAUUCAAAUACAGUAUUUUCUACCUUUUUUUUGAUUUGUGGACCUUUCCAGAUUCUUUUUUUUUUCCUCAGUUGAAUUGAGACCCCUUUGAAAUGUAUGUACUUAGGUUGCUGCAUAGCAUGUAUAAACUUGCUUUUCUUAGACACCAUGAGGGCUCACAAAUCAGAGGCUGAAAACCAGUCCAUAAAUUUUGUCUUG